UGUUUAUAUUUUCGCUGUUUGCAAGCCGUUUGUCUGCUAAUAGCGUCUGCUAGCUGGAUCUUGGUCCUGGGGCUGGACCUGGACAUUUUUCCAGUUUCCAUCGCGAGCACCGGGGUCUGGCCCUCGGCGUUUAGAGGUCCCCCGCCGGCGUCCCCGUCCGCUGCUGCUGCUGCGGGGCGUCGGGGGUCGGGGGGCUGACCGGGCUGACUGGGCAAUCGGCCAGGGGCCGAGUCAUGCAGAGGCAGCUGCCCAGCUGCUCGUCGUGGUCCUCCUGCAUCGACGGUGUGGUGGACGUGCUGCGACGGUGGGCCCUGGACGUGGAGCGCAUCAUGCCCGCCGUGCUGACGGUGGUGGUGCCGCUGGUGGCGACGCUGUGCUUCGUGCGCGCGCUGGCCGCCUGGACCUGGGGCCGGUGCUCCAACGGCAAGAUGCAGACGGGCAGGGUGUUCAUCGUGACGGGGGCCAACAGUGGCCUGGGCAAGGAGACGGCCCGAAUGCUCGCCAUGAGGAACGCCAGGGUCGUCAUGGCCUGCAGGGACAUGGCCGCGGCGUACCUGGCUGUGGAGGACAUCCGCAGGACUACCGCCCAGGGAGAGCUGAUUCCCAUGCAACUCGACCUCGCCUCUUUGGAAUCAGUGUAUACCUUCGCACGAGAAGUGCUGGAAGACUUCCCACAGAUUCAUGUGCUCAUCAAUAAUGCUGGCUUGUCAAUGCCAGAUGAAAAACAGCCCAUGACAGAGGAUGGCAUUGAAAUGCAUUUUGGCGUCAAUCAUCUAGGACACUUUUUCUUGACGAAUCUCCUUCUAGAAAGAUUGAAGGGAUCUGCACCUAGCCGGGUGGUCAAUGUAUCUUCUCUCCUUCAUCGGCAUGGUAUCAUAGACUUUGAUCAUUUGAGCACCGGGCCGCAACCAACUCAAGUCAGUGGCCGCUUACCUCCUGCAUACUGCAACUCUAAAUUGUGUAAUAUCUACCAUGCGAUGGAACUUGGGAAAAGAGCAGGGGAGCAUGAUGUUGAAGUAUACACACUGUGUCCUGGUUGGUGCUACUCAGGGCUCAUGCGCCACUACAAUUUCCCUUGGUACAAAUACCUGACUGUCAUUCCUAUUGCUUUCCUAUUCAUGAGAUCAGCAAACAAGGGAGCUCAAUGCAUUGUACACUGCGCUGUAGAGGAAAAUCUUCCAAAAAAUUAUGGCACAUUUGGAUUUUAUCGCAACUGUCGUCCAUUCAUAUCGCCAAUGCCAUUUGAUCCUGCAACUGCAACAAAGCUAUGGGAUUACAGUGAAAAUUUAAUCAAGUCUCAGGCUCCAAGUGUUGUUCAGCGUGGACUGAAUUGAAUAGUAUCAUAUAGUCAAAUUCAAGUUUACUGCUGUUAAUAUCCAUUGAUACCUAGUCAAAAAUUUAAAAAAAAAACCCUAAAGGUAGCAUUUAGCUGCUGCUACACCCGUUGUUGAAGUCUAGCUUUGAACCUUAGGUCUAGUUGUUGCUGGUUUUUAUUUUAGGUGUAUCUGUGUGCCUGCACAGAGUUUGACUCAAGCUAAUGUUUGAAUGAAUUUUACUGUUAAAUAUGUCAUAAAAUUUUUAUGAUUAUCUUUAGUGUGUUUCAUAAGGUUAGAGAUUCCAAUUUGUAAAUGGAAAAUCUGAAAAGUUCAAUUUGGAUUUGAACUUUCUACUUUUAGCUUAGGUCCAAACUUAUUAUACUAUUUUCUCAUCCAUAAAAUAAAGACACUGUUCGAAUGGAUCAUUCAUA
Messenger RNA from Thrips palmi, 1747 nucleotides. RefSeq names its product retinol dehydrogenase 12-like. NCBI's taxonomy places the organism in Eukaryota, Metazoa, Arthropoda, Insecta, Thysanoptera, Thripidae. The transcript has 4 exons. The record is from RefSeq and is a predicted model, not a curated record. The coding region runs from base 234 to 1334 and encodes 366 amino acids.